Messenger RNA from Angiostrongylus costaricensis, 582 nucleotides. Lineage: Eukaryota; Metazoa; Nematoda; Chromadorea; Rhabditida; Metastrongylidae. The record is from the annotation of a GenBank genome assembly.
AUGGUCGACAAAAUGAGUUCGUACUCGAAUAGCACCACGGGUAGACGACGGUUAAUCACAAAAACGGAUGCUGAAGAGAAAGCGUUGGACAAGAUUUCUCGUGAAGCUGAAGCAAGGAUGCGAGUGAAACGCGAAACUCGCGAACAAGCCCGACAACAUCGAUACAGUCUUCUUGAGAAACGUGUCGAGGUAAGGACUGCUUUUGUGAUGCUUCAGGGCAUUCCUUGUCAAGUCGUACUAGUCGUGUUUCAGGAAGAAGCUGAGGUCUAUCGACAAGACGCGGCGGACAAGGUUGUUGAGUUAGAGGAUCGCUUUCAACAGGCGAUGUUCCUGUAUUCCCAGUUGGAUAACGAAAAGUCGGCGUUGUUAUACGAAGUUGAUUUACUGAAGGACGAUAUCGAAGAAAAAGAAGUUCUUCUCCAACAAUCAAAUCGAGAGUGUCGUGACUUGACAAGUGAGGUAAAGCUGUUGAAAAGGACGAUCGAGGCUAUGACAGCCACUCAAAACUACUUAAAAGCAGAAAUUGCGCAGCGAGAUCAUUUGAUUCAUGUGAGUUUAAGUGCUCAAUUCCUCAGUCUGUAG